GGGAGCGGAGCCGCAGCCCGCAGCGCCCCGGCUGCCGCCGCCUCCGCCUCAGCAGCGCCCGUCGGGAGGCGGCCGGGCCGCGCCGAGCUCCCCCCGCUCCGAGCCCGCCCAGCGCCAUGGCGGCCGCCGAGCCCGGCAGCGGCCGCUACCAGCAGCUGCAGAAUGAAGAGGAGCCAGGCGAGACUGCACCGGUGGUAAAUGACGCCCCUCCGCCCUACAGCAGCAUUUCUGCGGAGAACACAGCUUAUUUUGACUACAAGGAUGAGUCAGGAUUUCCUAAGCCUCCAUCUUACAACGUGGCCACAACACUGCCUAGUUAUGACGAGGCAGAGAGAACCAAGGCUGAGGCCACAAUUCCCUUGGUUCCUGGAAGAGAGGAUGACUUUGUGACACGGGAUGACUUUGACGACACUGACCAGCUGAGGAUAGGAAAUGAUGGCAUUUUCAUGCUAACUUUCUUCAUGGCAUUCCUCUUCAACUGGAUUGGAUUUUUCCUGUCUUUCUGUCUGACUACUUCAGCUGCAGGAAGAUACGGGGCCAUUUCUGGGUUUGGUCUGUCUCUUAUCAAGUGGAUCCUUAUUGUCAGGUUCUCCACCUAUUUUCCCGGUUACUUUGAUGGUCAGUAUUGGCUUUGGUGGGUGUUCCUUGUACUAGGUUUUCUGCUGUUUCUCAGAGGAUUUAUUAAUUAUGCAAAGGUUAGGAAGAUGCCAGAUACUUUUUCCACUCUCCCCAGAACCAGAGUUCUCUUUAUUUACUAGAGUGUCUCAGCAGAAACCACCAGCUGUGUGCCGAGUGCAGGUGUUUUACGUUGGAUCUCAGGUCUGAAUGGUUCUACCCAGCAUGACUGGAACAGGCAAUUUGUGAGAGCUGGUGCCUCUCAUACUGAAACGGUUGAUAUAAAGAUACAGAAGUCAUAAUCAUCGUGUGUGGAUGCAGCAAAUAAGACGUAGUACAAUUUUGUUCUCUUCUCCUAGUGCAAAUGCAGUGUAACUUCAUGAACGGGUGUGUUUUUAUGCCGGAGUUUCUAAGAGCGUUGCCUGUUUCAGUGUCUGUUUUUAACUCUUCAGGAAUUUUAACUCUUUAGAAGUGUAACAUAUAUACAAAAACUGCACAUUUCAUUAGAGUCAUGUCAUUGUGUACUGAGAUACUUCAUAAGCCUUUAGACAUCCUGCACUCUUUGUGAACUACAUCCUUCUGUUAUCCAAAAUAGCAAUCUAACUAUAGUUUCAAUAUUCAAUAUCCUUCUCCAACAGAUGUUUUCUGGCAAAUGUCGUCCUGCGUUAGUGAAUUCUCCCUCAAGAAGUAAUAGGACACCUGCAGGAAGUGAAUCAAGACUCUGAAACAGAAGAAAAAAUAAUCACCUGCUUUAAAAUAAAUAAAUAAAAGUACUGUUGAAAAA
Molecule: messenger RNA, 1399 nt
Organism: Cygnus olor (mute swan)
Lineage: Eukaryota; Metazoa; Chordata; Aves; Anseriformes; Anatidae
Gene: NDFIP1
Product: Nedd4 family interacting protein 1
Exons: 8
Coding region: 117-758 (213 amino acids)
Biological process (GO): ubiquitin-dependent protein catabolic process; vacuolar transport; positive regulation of protein ubiquitination
Cellular component (GO): perinuclear region of cytoplasm; Golgi apparatus; endoplasmic reticulum
Molecular function (GO): WW domain binding
Source: RefSeq, a predicted model, not a curated record